Anolis carolinensis (green anole) is the source of this 3453-nucleotide messenger RNA. RefSeq lists its product as uncharacterized. The transcript is spliced from 13 exons. Gene Ontology annotation, biological process: immune response. The coding region runs from base 59 to 2254 and encodes 731 amino acids. The record is from RefSeq and is a predicted model, not a curated record. Gene Ontology annotation, cellular component: external side of plasma membrane. Lineage: Eukaryota; Metazoa; Chordata; Lepidosauria; Squamata; Anolidae.
CCAGCCAAUCAGCGCCCUUCCGCGUUUUCUGUCUUGACUGGGCUGCCUGAGCCUCUGGAUGAGUCCUGUUUCUGGGCUGUUUCCGCUCCUUUUGGGAGCCAUAGUCUCCCCCUUCGGAUGCUCCGCUCAUUCUGGUCGGAGCCAUCGUUUGCACUAUUUCUUCACGGGGGUCUCUGAGCCCGGCGGGGGGCUGCCCCACUUCAGCAUCGUAGGCUACCUGGAUGACGAGCAGUUCGUCCGCUAUGACAGCGAAACGCGGAGGGAUCUGCCGCGGUCCUCCUGGAUCCGGAAAAUGGAGGAGCACGAUGCCCAAUACUGGGACUGGCAGACACAACUCUCCCGGAGCUGGGAGCUCUACUUCCGAGUCAGUCUCUGGACCCGCUUCAACCACAGUCGCGGGCAUCACACCUGGCAGUGGAUGCACGGCUGCGAAGUGAGUGCGGACGGCCGCAAAGGGGGCCUCUCCCAGUUCGGCUACGACGGGAGGGACUUCCUCAGCCUGGACAAGGAGACCCUCACCUGGACGGCCUCCAACCCCAAGGCCCAGGUGACCAAGCGGAAGUGGGAGGCGGACCGCGUUUGGACCCAGGGGCGCAAGACCUUCCUGGAGGAGGACUGCAUCGACUGGCUGCACAAGUACCUCAAUUACGGGAAGGAGACGCUGCUCCGGAAAGAGUCUCCGGUGGUGAAGGUGACGCGAAAGGCCGGCUACGGAGACCUGGAGACCCUUCUGUGUCGGGCCCACGGCUUCUACCCCAAGGAGAUCGAUAUCACCUGGAGGAUGGAGGGGAACGUCAUGGAACAGGAGACCCGCCGCGGGGGUAUUGCUCCCAAUGCUGAUGGCACCUACCACACCUGGCUGAGUAUUGAGGUCGACACCAAGGAUCGGGACCUUUACCGGUGCCAUGUGGAGCAUGAUAGCCUCCCAGAACCUCUGGAUGCAGCGUGGGAGGAGGCCGGUGUCCUAUGGCCCCUCGUGGCCGGCAUCUCAGGCGCCGUGGCUGUUGUCAUCCUCCUUGGGGUCAUCCUCGUCCUCUACCUCAAAAGACGGCACGAGGGAUACAGAGCAACAGCAUUUUCGCUUUCGCUUUGCAAUGCCCGAUGUCGCAACGGUGAGAUCUUUUUUUUCCUAUUGGUGGAAUUUAUUCCCUCCCGACCAAUCGGGUUCGUGGGACUGGGAGGGCGUUGCGGGGCAGACUCUCCGGGUCCAGCCAUGGGCGCCUUUCGGGGGCUGUUUUUCUUCUUCCUCUUCUUCCCGGGGACCCUUGCAGGUUCCUUCUCUCACUCCAUGCGUGGCUUUUACACCGCAACGUGGGAUCCCAGCCAAGCGCAGCCCCAGGUUGCCAUUGUGAUCUAUGUGGACGACCAGCUUGCAACUCAAUACAACAGCAGCACCAGGCAGGCCCUGCCCCAGGUCUACUGGAUGGAGAAGAUGGAUGAGCACAUUCCUUCCUUCUGGGAAGUUAAUACACUCAAAGGACAGAGACUUGAGCUGAGAUUGAAAAAGACACUGGAGAACCUGAAAGAGCGCUCCAACCAAAGCACAGGUUUUCUCACCUUCCAGUUAAUGACCGGUUGUGAGAUAAGGAAAAAUGGCCACAAGGAGGGCUACCACCAGUACAGCUAUAAUGGGAGAGACUUCCUGAGCUUUGACCCAAAGACCCAGACCUGGACGGCUGCUGACCUGGAAGCCCAAAUUACCCAGAGGCAGUGGGAUGGUGACGUGGACUAUUCGCGGCAUGUGAUGUACUACGUGGAGGAGGAAUGCCCAGAGGACCUCCAGAGAUUUGUGGAGUAUGGGAAGGAGUCUCUGCUAAGGAGAGAGACUCCAGUGGUGACCAUUUCUCGCAAAGCUUAUUACGACGGGCUGGAGACCCUCCUCUGCCGAGUUCACGGCUUCUACCCCAAGGAGAUUGAUGUCAACUGGAAGAGGGACGGGGAAGUCUGGGUGCAAGACACCUUCAGUGGUGGGAUCCUCCCCAACGCAGAUGGGACCUACCACACCUGGAUCAGCAUCGAGGUUGAACCCAAAGAGAGGGACCGCUAUCGGUGCCACGUGGAGCACGACAGCCUGGAGGAGCCCCUGGUCUUGGCCUGGGAGGAUCGCGGUUCUGUAUGGCCCCUCGUUGGAGGCGUCCUUGGUGCCGUUGUUGGUGUCCUGCUGGUGGCUGCUGGGAUCAUUCUCUACAAAAAAAAAGGCCAGGAGGCAACUGAGGAAGAGCCUCAAGUGGAAGACCCUCUGAUGAAUGGAUGACAGCAACGCCUUCAGAGAUGCAGACCAUGGAGCACAUUGUCUCCAGGUGUUAUCAAGCCACAGUACCCCACCCCCAAAGAUUUAUAGUUUACCAAGGGCUCAGAAAUAAAUAUAUGAUUUUUUCUUCUUUUCUUUUUAAACCACUAUUUUGGACUUUUACAAGUUCAUAUCUAACCCUUCAAUCAAAUGUAUCUAUUUUCGUGAUUUUCUGUAAUAAGUUGUCCCCUUUGAAUAUAGACUAUAUCUAUUUCUUAUAUAAAAUGUAUAUAAGCUGCUUUAUAAAAUGUAUGAAAGAUGUAGCCCAGAGACAGUCAACACUCUGAGACUCCAGAGAAAUAAUCUUCUGGGAACCAGAAGGCUGGGCAAAUCCCUCUGGCAGUUUCCCAAGCCAGGUAAUCAUCGGUGUGCUGGAAAAAGGGAGCAAAGGAUUAAUUAGAAUCAUAGAAUCAUAGAAUAGUAGAGUUGGAAGAGACCUCAUGGGCCAUCCAGUCCAACCCCCUGCCAAGAAGCAGGAAAUCGCAUUUCCAGACUAUACAAAUAUUUAAUAGGCCAUAACCUAGAAGACAAUAAAAUCAACAAUGAUCAUUUGGGCUAGGGAUCUAGAGAGAGUUAUAGAUCUAGAAACCUGGGAACUACUCUGGAAGAAAGAUUCAAAUUUACAAUAUUGGGGUCAAUUAGGGAAAAUGUAUACAAAAUGUUCUACAGAAGUUAUACAAUACAAUUACAUUAAAUAAAUCUCAACAAGACAGAUGCUGGAGAUGAAACUCAGAAAGGAACCUUCUUCCAUAAGUGGUGGUUAUGUGAGAAUAUUCAAGGAUUUUGGGGCAGUGUAAUUAAGGAAACAAAUAAAAUGUUUGCAAUAAGAUUAAAAAUUCAGGAAUGUGUUUGCGGGGCUUAUUCAAGGAAGGCUUAAAUUGGGAUGAAAAAGAAAUAGCUCAAUACUGUUUGCGGCAGCAAGAAUGAUAAUUGCUAGGAAUUGGAAAGGAGAAAAAGUAAUCACUAAAAAGGAUUGGAGAGAUAAGCUAGUGGAUUACAUGCAAAUUACCAAGAUAUCCUAUAACUUGGCGGGCAAAAACAAUGAAAAGUUCCUAAAGAGAUGGAAACAGGCAAUGGCAUAUCUGGAAUAAGAAUCAAAGAAGUGAAUGAUAAAUAGUCCCAAGAGGAAUUUAUGUGGGUGUCAUGUGUGUUAUAUGUACAGU